CAACACCACCUUGUCAUUCUCCUCCAAAGUGUGUUAUAUAAAGUACCGAGACCCCUCCAGUGUUGGGGUGGCGCAGCAUCUCACCAACACUGUUUUUAUAGACAGAGCUUUGAUAGUGGUGCCCUGCGCAGAAGAUGACUAGAGUGGCCCAGCUGUUACACUACACUAGCCUGAGUCAGGCAUUGUUUUCCAAGCCACUAUCCCCGAUCGGGCCAACGCAGCCUUCAAGGGGGGGAUGUGACCCGGAGAAUAGCCCGCAGAACCUUCCAAGAUGGACACCUUGUCUCUUUUUGUUUUUUUUUUUAUCAUUUAUUUUAUUUUUAUUUAUUUUUUUCGGUUUGUUUCCUUUUCAUACUAUCCCAUGUUGUCCACUCUCUACUGUCUCUAUCUAGAAACUGCAGGUUGUGUUUAUAUUUGUUAUUUUUGUUUGUUUUUUUUUAUUAUUGUCCAACCCCCCCACUCCCCUCUCUCUUUCCGCUACAGCUGGAGCUUGUGUGUGAUUGAGUUCAGUCCAGGUUGCUACGGCACACCGCUGGGAAAUGUGCCACACAAAAGAUGCUAUGAGGAUCACUAACUCUUUUGUUCUCUUGUCUCCUGCGUCUGUUGACGUAGUGAAGGGCUAGUCUUGGUGGGGGAAAAAAAAAGUGAUGCAGCCAUUGGGGUUGUCUUGUGUUGCACACCUUUCCAACACUGCGAAACGAUCGCCCCCUCCCCCCACGGAAAAGCGCCCAUGCUUGAUAUCGUAUGGUUCAUGACCAAUAUGUUUCCAGUACAGGGAAAAUUCCAGAAGAGGCCAAGGCUCUGUCUCUGUUGGCACCUGCCACCCCGGUACCCAGUCUGAUUCCAGGCGGAGGGUUGCUGCCGAUUCCCGCUCCGGCUCCGCUUCAGAACCUGAGCCUCCCUUUAGUGAGUCGGAUCACAGCGGGGCUAGAUCCCACGGCGUCCGUGCUCGCUCAGCCUCCCCUCGUCGGGAAUGUGGACCCAUCUAAGAUCGACGAGAUUAGGAGGACGGUUUAUGUUGGAAACCUAAACUCACAGACCACCACUGCUGAGCAGCUGCUGGAGUUCUUUAAGCAGGUGGGAGACGUGAAGUUUGUUCGAAUGGCCGGAGACGAGACUCAGCCGACCCGAUUCGCCUUCGUAGAGUUUGUAGAGCAGGAUUCUGUGGCCAGAGCCCUCACUUUAAACGGAGUCAUGUUUGGAGACAGACCCCUGAAGGUCAAUCAUUCCAAUAACGCCAUCGUAAAACCGCCUGAGCUGACACCCCAAGCUGCUGCUAAGGAGCUGGAGAGUGUGAUGAAGAGGGUGAGGGAGGCCCAGUCCACCAUUGCUGCUGCCAUAGAACCUGUGGAAACAAAGCAACGCUCUUCCAGCCGCUCUCAAAGGUCACGCCGGUCCCGUUCCCGGACGCGCUCCCGUUCCCACUCCAGGUCGCGUAGGAAGAGGUCCCGCUCCAAACACAGACCAUCACAAAGGUCCUGGCCGGGGGCCGACUCCCACAGUUCAAGAAGCGGCCAUAAGAGGCGCUCUCGUUCCAGGGACAGGAGGCACGCCAGGAGUCGGUCCAGGGGCCACAAACGGAGGAGCAGAGAUCGGUCCAGAAGCCCCCGAAGGAAAGCAAGAUCACCUUCACCAAAACGAAGUAAAAGGGAGAAGAGGAGGGAGCGCAGCAGAGACAGGAAGGAGCGCUCCACAUCCAGGAAGAGGAGUCACAAAGAGGAGGAUCGGAUAAAGAGCAAAUCCAAGACCACCAAGCAGGACUACAAAAGGGUAGAAAAGGAAGAUUAUCGGAGUGACAGAGACGGCUCAAGUGAAGAAAUGACGUCAUCACCGUGCGCCCAGCACAACGGCAGCUACAAGACUCACAGCGAGGAGGACGUGUUCCUGGGCAGGCAUGCCACCAAGUGACGCUGAAUCUGUUCACGUCUCCUUCAUGCAUCAUAUGCGUCAUUUUUCACCUCAUCACGACUUUCUUCCUUUUCAUAUGAACUCCUGGAAACCCAAGGAUUCUGAUGCUGACCUCCUUUUUUAAUGCCUGAAGGACAGGUGUCGCUUUCAGUGUUGGAGAGAGGGUGUGUGAUACAGGCCCCUCCCCCCCUUCAGAAUAAAAGCACAUUAAGGUCGUCCUAACAGCGGCGCUUGUUUCAAAGCGGUGAAACUGGAUGACGUAAUGUUGCAGAAAAGCCAGUAGUCUCCUCCCACACUGCUGAAGGCUUGAAAGCUGCUGUGAUCUAUGGUAAAAUGUUGGAAACAUGGAGGACUGAGCCAACUGAAGAGCCUCCGACCUACAUUAACACAGAACUUUUCUUUUUCUGAUUUUUAACUGCGGCUUUAUCUUUGACUGUAAACUUAAUGUCUCUUAGUGGCAGUCUAUAAUGGUUUUAUAUGUAAAAUAAACAGCCUACUACAUUCGUUUUGAAACACAGUUACCCUGGUAAAACUGAGCAUUUUCACUGGUUUUUUGGCUGGAAAUAUUUAAAAUCUUGCAGUAUUAUGAAAAAAUAUUGUGUUCUUUGAGCCAGCUGACUGGUAAAGUAGUGGAGAUUCACUCUAUGCUCCAAACGGCAUCAAACUAUUCACCCCAGCAGGUUUAUUUUUGUUUUUUUAUUCCCUGACGUCUUAGUAAAGUAUCUAAAAUAAUCGCAACGGUUUAAACAUAAAUUCAUACCAGUAACAAAUUCAUGCCUCUAGAAUCACAAGUGACGGCAACAUUAAAAAAAUAAAAACUGUAUCAUAAAUAUUGUCUUAUUUAUUUAAAAAGAGAAAAAAAAAUUCCAACUUAAGGAUGUUUGAUGCAAAAGAAUGAAAUUAUUUAAUUUUAUUUGUCAUUAUUAGAAUGUGUUCAGGUAAAGAGCGAGGGCACAAAGUUUGACAGGAAUUUUCAUAUUUUCAACUUAAAAAAAACAACUACCAUAAAAAGCCUAAAUAUCCAGUAAUGAUUACAAAUUAGUCAUGAAUAUAUAGUUUGUAGCCAGAUUCGUAGGGUAGUUUCAUCAUAUUGUGUGUUUUCUAAUCUGUUUGUAUGGGAAACCUAAAUAAUACAAAUUCUGGAGUUUGAAAAAAAUAAGUUUAAACCAUUUCUUUUUUUUUUUACUUAAAAGAAAAAUCUAAGGCGGUAGAUGUGUGUGAAGCCAACACAGAAGAUUCCCCUAUUUAACUGUUAAACAGAACGGUUGGUGUUUGACACUAGAAGUGUUUUCCUCUUUCUCUCUAGUCGACAGACGCUCUCUGUCCUCCUACCGGUUAAUUAAACCCAAACCUAACGCUGAUCCCGUUCCUGGGUUUCUACAGAUUCUGAAAUGCUUAUUUAUUUUUUGGUGGACAGUGGAAGAUGUAUUUUGUGAAGUGUCCUUUUGUUUUGUUUUUUAUUAUUGCACCAGAUUUCUUCACCAUCCAGAAGUUUAGAAAAUUGCAACAAAUGUUGGUUUCUAAAUUAGGCCUCAUUUCCAUCAGUAUCCUCUCAUGCAGAAGUAGCGAGUUCAUCAUAUUUUUACUGUUUUAUGCUCAAACAAGCUGAAGUCGGGUUUGGGGAUGGUGUGCUGAAUGUUUACGGACGUAUGUUGUAAUAAAACGGAUUUAUAGACAAAAUGGCAAAGGUCAGUGAACAGUAUGGAAGCACAGAGCGGUCAAAAAGUGCCUAGACCAAGAUUGUACAGCAAAUAAUAAAACACUGAGAUUCAUUUGGAUGUUUUAAAAACAACUAAUCAUAUGUUAUAUGAACAUAGCGUGAGCUGUAAGAAUAGAUUAAACAUUUAUGAGAUGUUUUUAUCUUUUAUCCCUGUGGUUUGAUGUGUUGCUGUAGUACUGAGUGAACAUGUUUUCAAAGCAGCAACAGAUUUUGUUUUGUUGGGUUUUUUUUGGCCAUAUUUUUAAUGGUUUAAUGUUAACAAACACUUCAGUCUGAACUAUGAGCUUCACAAAAUCAUUUCAGGCUUAUUUGCCAAUAUGUGAAAAAUGUCGUUUACUUUUUAUGCUUUUAUAUUUUCCACAUGUGAUGUUUUGUUUUUGGGGGGUUGUUUUUUCUGUGCAAAGGGGUUUGAUGGCGAAUGCUGCGUUUAGGAUACGGAAACGGUUCUGUCAAAUUCUUUAUGAAAUGUUUGGAUGUAUGUAUAUAAUUUAGUUUGAACCUAAAACACAUUUUAUUUGUUUGCCAAAGCUCUCAUUAAAGAGUUUUGACUCUGA
Messenger RNA from Cyprinodon tularosa, 4182 nucleotides. RefSeq names its product splicing regulatory glutamine/lysine-rich protein 1 (gene srek1). Gene Ontology annotation, molecular function: RNA binding. The transcript has 12 exons. Bases 745 to 1908 code for a protein of 387 amino acids. NCBI's taxonomy places the organism in Eukaryota, Metazoa, Chordata, Actinopteri, Cyprinodontiformes, Cyprinodontidae. Gene Ontology annotation, cellular component: nucleoplasm. The record is from RefSeq and is a predicted model, not a curated record.